UCCUAACAUCCCAACUAGAGUGAUAUCCUUGUGGAUCCAGACUAAGGAAUAACAGUAACGUUGCAUUGUAACAAUUUGAAGAUGUCGGUUGCAUGUACUCAACUUGGUCGGAGCGCCUUGGCAAUACGCGGCUGUGGGGGGAUGAUGAUGGUGCGCUAUGCACAGACAGCUGCGGCCCCAGCCCCACAACCGAGGAUAAAGAAGUUCCAAAUCUACAGGUGGGAUCCUGACAUGCCAGGAGACAAACCACGGAUGCAGACAUAUGAAAUUGACCUUAAUGCGUGUGGCCCUAUGGUACUGGAUGCUCUAAUCAAAAUCAAGAACGAUAUGGACCCCACUCUGACUUUCAGACGCUCUUGCAGAGAAGGCAUCUGUGGCUCUUGUGCGAUGAACAUAAAUGGAGGCAACACAUUAGCGUGCCUUAACAAGAUAGACGCAAACACCAGCAAAGUGACCAAGAUUUAUCCUCUUCCACAUAUGUAUGUCGUCAAAGACCUAGUACCUGACAUGAGCAACUUUUAUGCCCAGUACAAAUCCAUUGAGCCUUAUCUUAAGAAGAAGGAUGAAACCCAAGAGGGAAAGCAGUACCACCAAACUAUUGAGGACCGUCAGAAAUUGGAUGGCUUGUAUGAGUGUAUCCUCUGUGCCUGCUGCAGCACGAGCUGCCCAAGCUACUGGUGGAAUGGGGAUAAAUAUCUUGGACCAGCGGUGCUCAUGCAGGCCUACCGGUGGAUGAUCGACUCUCGUGAUGACUUCACAGAAGAGCGCCUCUCUAAGCUGCAGGACCCAUUCUCCCUGUAUCGCUGCCACACCAUCAUGAACUGCACAAAGACAUGCCCUAAGGGACUCAACCCAGGGAAGGCUAUUGCAGAAAUCAAGAAAAUGAUGGCGACAUACAAGGAGAAAGGACUGUCUGCCUCAUAAUUCGCCAUAUGAUAUCUCUGGAAUUCAGUGGAAAAUGGUGUUUUAAUGAACAAAAGAUAACUUAUUGCAUGUAAAUACAAGCAAAAUGACAGUGAUUAUUGGAACUCACAGUUUGCACAAUUUUCUUUGAGGAAUGCCUGCUGUCAAAAUAGUACAGCGGCGGAAUGGGACAUAUUUCCAGGAGAUUUCAGACUCCAGCGCCCCCCUCUGGAGGUGUUGAUGGGAGUAUGAGCCAACUUGCGUAGCAAAGAACUUAAACAAACAGCAAUGCCAUGCCCUUUUUAAGAUCACAACAGUCUGCCCGGCCUCAAAACAUUACCGGUCGACUGGAAAUUGUCCCGAUUCUUCCUAUGACCACACUCCGCUACUGAUUUAGUUAUAGUGACUUAGAAGUAUCAGGGAUUAUUCACAGGAAAAUGGGGCUUGUAUGUAGGGUAUAAGUUUCAAAUGGUGUGUGCAAGUCAGACAGCAUAUGGCAGGAGGAAGAGGAAGCUACCAAGAGCAUAGAUUUUGAAAAAGGAACAUGAGUGCUUAUGCCACAGAGAGGCUCCCAUUGGGAAUGUAUAUACUGUAUUUUUUAUUACAAUGAAUGCAUUUCUCAGUGCAUCCAUGUAAUAGGUUGGUGCUUGUUUAUCCAGUGGAUACUGUAUUAUGUUAUAUACUUUGUACAGUGUGGAAUGUCACUGUGUAUUUAUCAUUUGAAUUUUAAAGGUACCUAAUUGUCUGAUGUUCUGAAGAGGAUGAAAGGCUCCCUUGAAUGUAAAUAUUGUUGGAUAUGUAUGGAUUUGUGUGGAUAAUAUGUGUGCGUGUGUGUGUGUGUGUGUGUGUGUGUGUGUGUGUGUGUGUGUGUGUGUGUGUGUGUGUGUGUGUGUGUGUGUGUGUGUGUGUGUGUGUGUGUGUGUGUGUGUGUGUGUGUGUGUGUGUGUGUGUGUGUGUGUGUCUCACCCCAAAGUAAACAGUCAUGGCUGUUUUCAUAACAUUCCUGGAAAUUAAUUCACCUUGAUCAAUAAGACUGAGUACAUAUAAUAUAGCCUACACAACUUGUUUUGGUUGUAGGCCUACUUGAAUGUAUGCAGAGGUUUGUUGACAUCUUACUUACAUUGGGUAGCCUAUAUUAAAUAUUUAUUUGCUUUUGCUGAUACAUAAGGCUAAACGCAAUAAACAUGUUU
Molecule: messenger RNA, 2093 nt
Organism: Sardina pilchardus (European sardine)
Lineage: Eukaryota; Metazoa; Chordata; Actinopteri; Clupeiformes; Clupeidae
Product: succinate dehydrogenase [ubiquinone] iron-sulfur subunit, mitochondrial-like
Exons: 8
Coding region: 82-924 (280 amino acids)
Biological process (GO): aerobic respiration; tricarboxylic acid cycle; respiratory electron transport chain
Cellular component (GO): mitochondrial membrane
Molecular function (GO): 2 iron, 2 sulfur cluster binding; electron transfer activity
Source: RefSeq, a predicted model, not a curated record